UUAACAGCAACAGAUAUCAGAUUGUAAACAGUAGCGACAGCGAUAGUGGAUACGAAGAUGCGGAUGACAUUGACAAUUUAAAAAAUAAUUUGUUUGUAAUGACUAAUCGUUUGGACGCUCUCGGUCGAGAUUACAUAACAAUCGAAGAUCGUGUUUUUAUAUUGGAAAAACGUAUCGAAACAGUAGAACGAACAUGCAUAUGAAUGUCAACGUGUGUUAUUUAACCAAAAUGCUGACAAACAAAAUAAAAUAAAUUAACUGAUAUUGUACUACAAAUAUAGUUACAUUUUUACAAAUGUAGAAACUGUACUAUACUAAUACACUAAUAGAUUUUUCAAAAAAUCUAAGAGAAUUGUAGUAUUUAUACGUGUUGAUAUCUACCAAAAAAAUCAGACCAUGAUAAUUUUUUAUACAAAGUUAACAAAAUGUUUUUUUUUUUUGGUCGUGUUUUUUACACACAAAUCAUUUUGGUUCGUGUUAAGGUCCUUCUAAAAUUAAUUUGCUCAGUUUAAUCAUUCCCCUGUUUAUGACUUACGUUGUUGUUCGGUGUACGGUCAUACAUUUACAAUCGAAGUGUAUUUGAUCCAAAAUGGAUAGUGGAAAAGAAACGUAUAAUGCGUAUGAAAAUCGUCUCAAUGAAAAUUCAGGAUAUGAUGUUUGUGGAUUUUACUGUUCGACGUCUAAUGAUCAGCAGACUAGAAUUAAACUCCCUAAACACAAAGAGUUUGCCGAUUAUAACACUCGUUUAAAGACUUUUGAAAACUGUCCAAAAAAAUUGGAAUCAAAAAUAUCAAGACUUUGUGAUGCUGGAUUUGUAUACAUAGGUAAUGGACAAAAUGAUCAAAUGUUAUGUUAUUGCUGCAGUCAAGGUUUGAAAGAUUGGGAUGAUGAAGACAACCCAUGGGUAGAACACGUACGUUGGUCUCCUAGCUGUACUCAUGUAUUGUUAUGUAAGGGACAGUUAUUUAUCCAAAAUAAUAAAAUAACGAAAUAAGACUACUAUUAUUUGUUAUUCUUAUAUAGUAUUGUAGUUUGAAAAAUAAAUAAAGCUUUUUAAUAUUGUAUCUUGUGUGUUAUAUGAAACUGUAUAAAAGAUACAGUGUGUAAUAAAUAAAAAUAUCAAUUUUCGAUUUAGUAAAAAACAUAAUAUACUACUAAAUUUAUAAUUUGUAUAAUAUAAGAGGGUUUUUGUAUUCACAAACGUUCAAAUCUACAAAAAAAAAAAACAGACACGUGUGACUUUAUCAGCUUUAUUGUGUUCGAAUUAUGUGUAUAUGUGUAUUUAUUUUCUUACUUAAAUGAAAAUUAACAAAAAUAUUGCUAAUCUCGCUUGUUUUUUCUUUUACACUCAAACCCUUACAUCCAGUAAAUAUUCUAUACGUUUUUUAUCGUUAAAAUACGUUUUACUUUGCUAUCUACAACAUUGUGUAAAAUAAACAAUAAUAUCCAUGUAAGCUAUUUAGUGAUCCCCACUAGUAAGAUAUUGAA
Messenger RNA from Daktulosphaira vitifoliae (grape phylloxera), 1488 nucleotides. RefSeq names its product death-associated inhibitor of apoptosis 1-like. NCBI's taxonomy places the organism in Eukaryota, Metazoa, Arthropoda, Insecta, Hemiptera, Phylloxeridae. Gene Ontology annotation, biological process: regulation of cell cycle; positive regulation of protein ubiquitination; negative regulation of apoptotic process. The transcript has 3 exons. Bases 590 to 994 code for a protein of 134 amino acids. The record is from RefSeq and is a predicted model, not a curated record. Gene Ontology annotation, cellular component: nucleus; cytoplasm. Gene Ontology annotation, molecular function: cysteine-type endopeptidase inhibitor activity involved in apoptotic process; ubiquitin protein ligase activity.